Messenger RNA from Fusarium pseudograminearum CS3096, 1584 nucleotides. RefSeq lists its product as uncharacterized. The transcript is spliced from 3 exons. Gene Ontology annotation, biological process: carbohydrate transport; transmembrane transport. NCBI's taxonomy places the organism in Eukaryota, Fungi, Ascomycota, Sordariomycetes, Hypocreales, Nectriaceae. Gene Ontology annotation, cellular component: plasma membrane. The coding region runs from base 1 to 1584 and encodes 527 amino acids. The record is from RefSeq and is a predicted model, not a curated record. Gene Ontology annotation, molecular function: carbohydrate:proton symporter activity.
AUGAAGUUUUUUAGUAGCAAACGCCAAGAGCAUGCUGCUGAAGGCGAACAUCUCGAGCGGAGAAAGACUCCCGACACGGAUGGUCGCAUCACCUUCCUGGCCUGCUUCAUGGGCGCUGUCGCAUCUCUUGGGGGGAUGAUAUUUGGGUACUCUUCUGGACAGGUUUCCGGUUAUUUCUUGAUGAGAGAUUAUGGCGAGCGAUUCGGAGAACCCGCUGGCAACGGUACAUACGAGUUCAGCGCGGCGCGACAAGGAACCAUCACCGGUCUUCUCUCUAUUGGAUGCUUAUUUGGCUCUCUCAUUGCUGGUAACCUUUGUGAUACCAUUGGUCGUCGAACUACCAUCUCUGUCUCUGCUCUCUGGACCUGUGUCGGCACUGUCAUCGAGGUCGCUUCCCAGCACGCCUGGUACCAACACGCCAUUGGUCGUCUUGUUACCGGUCUUGGAGUCGGUGCCCUCUCCGUCGCUGUCCCCAUGUACCAGUCUGAGAGUGCUCCCGCCAUCAUCCGAGGUAUCAUCGUCUCUUGCUACCAGCUCUUCGUCACCCUCGGUAUCUGGUGUGCCGAGAUGGUCAACUGGGGUACCAACCACUACGAUGGCAGCGCCUCUUGGAGAAUCCCCAACGGUCUCAACUUCCUCUGGGCUCUUCUCCUCGGAGUUGGCAUCCUCUUCCUCCCCGAGUCCCCUCGAUUCGCCUACCGCAAGGGCAAGGAGGAGGAAGCUCGCAAGACCAUCGCCAACCUUGCUGGUCUCGACAUCAACUCCCCCAGUGUCAACCGCCAGAUCGACGAGAUCCGUGAGAAGCUUGAUGAGGAGCGCUCUCUCCCCGAGACCCGCUGGGUUGAGAUCUUCACCGGUCCCCGUAUGAUGUACCGAACCCUCCUCGGUAUCACUCUCCAGGCUGGUCAGCAGCUCACUGGUAUCAACUUCUUCUUCUACUUCGGAACCACUGUCUUUGCUUCCACUGGUCUCAAGGACUCCUACGUCACCCAGCUCAUUCUCGGCUCAGUCAACUGCGCUUGCACCUUUGGCGGUCUCUACGUCGUUCAGAAGUGUGGUCGCCGUAUCUCUCUGAUGAUUGGUGCCGCCUGGAUGAUGAUGUGCUUCUUCAUCUACGCCUUCGUUGGUCACUUCGCUCUUGACCGCGCCAACCCUCUCAACACCCCCGCUGCUGGUACCGUCCUUGUUACCUUCUCUUGCUUGGCCAUCGUCGCCUUUGCUACCACCUGGGGUCCUCUUGUCUGGGCUGUCGUCGCUGAGAUGUACCCUUCCCAGUACCGAUCUCGCUGCAUGGCCAUCGCUACUGCUACCAACUGGCUCUUCAACUUCCUCAUUGGUUUCUUCACUCGAUUCAUCACUGAUGCCAUUGACUACUACUACGGUCUUGUCUACGCUGGAUGCUGUGCUGCCCUGGUCGCCAUCGUCUUCUUCUUCGUCAUCGAGUCCAAGGACCGUACUCUCGAGGAGAUCGACACCAUGUACGUCCAGAAGGUCAACCCCAUUACCUCCUCCAAGUGGGUUGGCCACAACCACGCCUCCAAGGCCGCCCGUGAGGGUGUCACCGACGAGGAAGUUUCUUCCUAA